AUGCUUUACUCUACUACCUUAAUUCUGGCCGGACUUUCCUGUAUCUCUAGCCACGCGGUAUCCACUGACACGCACCAUGAUGUCCCUGCCGACUUUGCUAAUGCAACCUCGACUCAAGGCGAUGAGUUUGGAUCUGCAACUACCUACACCGCGUACUCUGCUACUCCUUUGGUCAAGACUCCAGCCGGCUAUGGCCCUGAAUCGUCUGGAACACAGACAGCAUCAACCAUGAACUCAUUCGAGUGGCUAGAAAGCACUGCCACCAUGACUUCCACGGCUGCUGACAAUCUGACACCCUACUCCAACUAUCCUGCCGAGUAUCCUGUUUCUUCUACUGACGUGAAAUUUGAAACUGAGUUCAAGUCAGUUGCUACCUAUACUGCUUCGGAUCUACAAACAACAUCUACUUUCAGCGCUCCUGAACCAACAGAAACUGCUCUGCCAACUCCAAAACAAUCGGAAUUUACACUCCUCGAGGAAGAUCGCAAAUCGGGCCGACUUGUCUUUAUUCCUUACACUGCCGAGCAGCGCAAUAACAUUCUGACCAAUAUCGAAACAGCUAUUCCAGCCUAUUUUAACAAGGAAUCCAAGGUCCCCUAUAAAGACUAUAAAAUCUAUCUUGAUCAAAUUUUCAAGUACUUCCGUUCCAAUAUUACUGAUGCUGAAUUCCAACUUGGACUUUCCGAGGCCUUUACGUAUCUCCACGAUUACCAAACCUUAUUUACCAUGUCGGGUCCUUAUUCAUGCUUUCUCGCUACAACCGGAUUGAAAUUCCAGAUGGUAAAUGAAAAGACUGACAGCUGGAAAGUUGAGCCAACCGUUGUUGUUUCGGAGGUUACGACUGAUCCCCACCGUGUCAGUCUGCAUGGUUCAGCAUACACUCAAAUCCAGCAAGGCGAUAUACUUUACUCCAUCAAUGGUCUCAAUUUCACAGACUGGGAAAAUUCAAAUUGGUUCAAUUAUAGCUUCUUCAGCAAAAAGUCAUCUAGUUUUCAAUACGCUUCUUUGGAGAUGCUUCAUGCUAUGGGUGGUGGCAGUACUCCACUUCCUACAGACGAUUCUAUACAUUUUGAAUUUAAAUCUGGUUCAAAGAAUGGCACAAUGUACUCUGUCGAGGUUCCAUAUGUCAAUUACCGGGACGACGAAUGCUGGAAUAUGUCAAGCACGCUUUACAAAAAUUUGACUGGUGUAACGCUUGCCGGUACUCCUGCUGCUGAAAGUCUCCAUGAUACCGAGUCGCUACCGUUUACGUACAACACGCCGUACCAUGGCAACCUUGUGUUUAAAAAACGUGGUGAUUCUGUUCGGGAUAAGCUUUACCAACUGGAAAUGCAUGGUGCUACUUUGCCAACGACCAACAGCACCAGUAAUACCACGGAUUCAACUGCUGCUCAUGCCUUGAACUCGACUGCUGCAUUUACACUUCACUCGACAGCCUCUGAACAUAUCAAAUGGGGUAUCUGGAGCCCGCUAGACAAGAAUUUGGCUGUGGUUCGUCUUGAUACAUUUAUGCCAUCUGUAAACCAUUCUACACUGACUCCAGUUGCAGACACAUUGGAAGUGCUUCGAUACCUCCUCACCCAUCAACUCAAAUACACCCGUGCACUAGUUUUAGAUAUCCGUUCCAACUCUGGUGGUUUAUACGACUUUGCCUCGCAGAUUCCACAGUUUUUUAAACCUGACCAUCAUCCACUUCAAAUGCAGUACUUGGUCAACAAUGCCACCUAUUCACUGUUUGUCAAUCACACGAGUGUAGCAAGCCCGUUUUACAAUGCAUGGUUGUCCACACCACCUGGCAGCAACUACACGACCAUGAUUGACAUUGUGCCGAUGCAAAGUGUCAAUCUGAUUGGACAAAUGUACCUUCGUCCAAUGGGAGUUUUCAACAAUGGUGGAUGCUAUUCUGCAUGCGAGAUGUUUACAGCUAGUAUUCAAGACCACAAUAUUGGAACUGUGUUUGGCGAAGAUGGACAAACUAGUGGAAGUGGAAGCCUUUCUUUUGAUACUCAGGAUCUUGUCAGUCACAACCCGGUUGAUUUUACUCCAGCACCCUACACAUCUAACCUGACAUCUCCCGAUGGUCAAACCAAAGCUUAUAGUGAUUUUAGCGUCGCGGUUGCACAGGUUGUACGCGGUGCACGAUUUGUUGGACUUCCGAUUGAAGAGAUGGGUGUCUACACUGAUGUACUUGUUCGACCCACUCAUUCAGAUCUUCAGCCCAACGCAACAACAAAUACUCAAUUGGAUCGGAUUGCUGAUUAUCUUGUUCAAACGGGUAACUCCACCAAACAAAACCAGCUUCAUUUUGUCGCUGAGCCCUAUUUGUCUGAAAUCAUUGCAGGUCCAUUUACACUCACCUGCGAGGUUGCCGGAAUGGACAAUGUUACCCUGUACAAUACUGACGGGUUGGUUUUAUCAAGCGUCACCACCAAUCAGACCAACAUUCACAAUGUAUCCAUUACGGCUGAUACCAAGUAUACUGAAUUAGGGAAUAACCAUGUGAUGCUUGUUGGAUCCUCUAACGGCUCACAGGUGCUCAAAACGUAUAGAGAGGUACGAGUUGUUCCAACCCGCGCGAACCACCAUAAUCUUCUCUCGAGCAAUUUCACACUCGGUAAUGUGUCGACGCAUGUUGGUGUAUACAAUCAUCCUUUAACUCGGUCAGAUCAAGGAUGGAAUAAACAGGGCGAAGCUUGGGUGGUCAAUACCAAUACAACCAAUACACUGGGUGUAGAUACUACCCUCGAAUCCUUUUUUGUCUCGCCUGUUGGUUCUAAUGUAACGGUUGCAAUACACGCCAAUGUAGAUUGCACACCUGCGCAUGAUUUUGUAUACAUCAAGGUUCGUCAUGCUAAUGGACUGAUUGAACCUUUUUUCACAAGCACUUUCGACCCAUCUACACGUAGUGUGGGUAUAAGUGGUCGAAAUAAAACAGUUGAUGAGGCGUUUACUUUCACCGCCAUCACUGAUUCAUUCUCAGUCAUGCUGCAAUUUGUCUCGAAUGCAGGCAGUCUAUCCAACGUAAUUGUGCAUUCAAUGGCUGUGUCUACAGCCAUUGAAUCUAGUUUUCGACCAAGAUCUAGCGAUAAUGAGUAUGAAGAUGAAGAAAUGAAUGGGAUUGCCAACAACCAUUGUUCUUGUUUUGCAAAUAUCAAUACUGUUUGUCUGCUGAUUGAAACGGCAAGGCAACGACUACUUGCUGAUUCUAGCCUUGUUUUGACCCAAGAUCUCAGUGUUCCACUUGUAUAG
This is a messenger RNA of Batrachochytrium dendrobatidis JAM81, 3249 nucleotides long. RefSeq lists its product as uncharacterized. Gene Ontology annotation, biological process: proteolysis. The record is from RefSeq and is a predicted model, not a curated record. Lineage: Eukaryota; Fungi; Chytridiomycota; Chytridiomycetes; Rhizophydiales. Bases 1 to 3249 code for a protein of 1082 amino acids. Gene Ontology annotation, molecular function: endopeptidase activity; serine-type peptidase activity. The transcript has 3 exons.